This is a messenger RNA of Juglans microcarpa x Juglans regia, 1941 nucleotides long. RefSeq names its product ethylene-responsive transcription factor ERF091. The coding region runs from base 510 to 1388 and encodes 292 amino acids. Lineage: Eukaryota; Viridiplantae; Streptophyta; Magnoliopsida; Fagales; Juglandaceae. Gene Ontology annotation, biological process: ethylene-activated signaling pathway; regulation of DNA-templated transcription. Gene Ontology annotation, molecular function: DNA binding; DNA-binding transcription factor activity. The record is from RefSeq and is a predicted model, not a curated record. The transcript has a single exon.
GUAUACUGAUAAGACCCUUUUUUUUCUUCCCUCUAAGCUGUAUACAGGUGGACCUGCAAUUGAGGGAAGGACAAUGAAAAUUGAGGAUUGAUACAAACAUGCCAAAAUAUAUGGUUGACAAGGCGAAGGCAAAUAGAAAAAUAUAAAUAAAACUCUAGCCAUCUCUAUAUUCUUCUGCUUCUCUGUUGCUUAUGUAAAUGAUCAUGAAUUGUAGGAAGGUUUUCCACUCAAUAAUGCAAAGUGCAUAGAAUCUACAUAGAUUAAGCCCAUUCAUGAAUGAUUACAACAACCACACAUGUCAACAUAUAAUAUUCAACCUGAUCACUAUUUUCUUAGCUUUCAAAUCCUAUUAUCCUCCUUGAUUUUCGCUGUCAGUGGAUGAAACCUCAAGUUUCCAACUUGGUUCCGGUUGAUGAAAUAUGAGCUGUUCAGAUCACGCGUAGUGCUCUAACACUUUAUAUUUCUCUGUCCCGAAACUGAUCCCCUCCCGCCUCUUGAUCUCCACUUCUAUGUGGGUUUUGGAGUCAAAGCUUGUAGUUGGAAAUAUGGCAAAGAAUGGUGAAGACCCUCCAGCAUCCGCAGGAUCAAUUCUGGAGAACGUGUGGGCGAGCUUUAUUGGUGGGGAUGGAGCGUGUGGGGGAACAAGAUUAUACACAGCAGAAAUGUCCAGAUCCUGGGAAGAACUACCUUGUCUUGGUGGGAAAGAUGGCUCGAUGGAAACUAAUCUACAACGGCUACCGAGUCUAGGAAGAUGGAUAUCAAUGGGAGCCGAGACCUGGGAAGAGCUCCUCCAUGGUGUUAUCCCUGCAAGCGAUAUGGAACUGUCCUGUAACGAGAAUUUACAGAGCAAUGGAGCCGCGAGUUCGUGCUUACAGAAGACUAAUGCCAGAGCAGAAAAAGUGGUUGCACGCCACUACCGGGGAGUAAGGCGGCGGCCCUGGGGGAAGUAUGCUGCGGAGAUUAGAGACUCUUCAAGAAAAGGAGCUCGACUUUGGCUUGGGACUUUUGACACUGCAGAAGAAGCAGCUUUGGCCUAUGACAAGGCGGCUUUGAGAAUUAGAGGGCGCAAGGCAUUUCUUAACUUCCCACUUGAGACGGUUGCUAAGGCUUUAGGACUUGAUAACUCUGGAAAUGAUGUGAACUGUCCUUCCUUAACGAAUCAAGGAGAGAACCCAUAUUGCACCUUUCUUGGGUGCAAUACUGAGAAAGUCUGCAAUCCUCGAAAGAGGGCAUUGAGAGAGUGGGAAGAAGAUACUGACAUGAUGAUUGAACAACCCUCGUUGAAGAAAACAACGAGCAUGGAAAAGAUACCUGAGAAUCAAUUUGGUGUUCUUGAGUUUCAGGACCUUGGGAGUGAUUACUUGGACAGUUUGCUGUCUUCUUUUUGACAAAAUGAUGGAUGAGAUACGCACGGACAAUGCUAGGAGAACGGAAAGAUUAAUCUGAGUUACUGAUAUGUUUGUAGAACGCAUGUAUAUGCAUCUAGAUGACAUUGUUUGCAGUAUGGAAUUUACAAAUAGGGAAUUAGAUGGUCUGGAUUAUCUGUACUUAGGGAUCCAUCUACUAAAUUAUUGUUGUUCAUAGACUAGCAUUGUCGAGCAGAACAGAACGAGUGUAAAUGCAUUACAUGACCCAACUUUUAAAUUAAAAUGCUUUUCAAUUUGGUCCAAACAUAAUUUUCUACAGCAUAGAUAUCUGUGGAAGAACAAACUAGGAUUAUAAUUAAAUGAGUGAUUUUAUAUUAGCUUAAAUUUUUGGGAUAAAUGUUAAUUUAACAUGGUAUAUAUAAUAACAGAGGAGAUGAAGUUCGAACCUGAUUCCAUUCUACCUUCCAUUUAAAAUCUCAAAAAUACCGUAUGUCAUGCUUCCAUUUGGAUGCACAAUUGCUAAGCAGCUCAACAUCUCUGGUUUUCAUUUUGUAUGGUGGGUUCAGAGCCAACA